AUGGCUGAUGAUCACGUCAAACCGGUCCCGGCAUUCUACUGCUGCUAUCUUCUUCGGUCGACUGUCUCGAAAACAUCCAUCUAUAUUGGCUCUACGCCUCAUCCUGCCAGACGCCUUGCGCAGCAUAAUGGGGAUACCAAAGGGGGUGCCCACAAGACUACCAAUAAGAGGCCCUGGGAGAUGGUAGCUAUCGUGGAGGGAUUCACGAGUCGGAUUGCUGCGUUACAGUUCGAAAAGGCAUGGCAGAGCCAGAGAAAGUCUCGUCAUGCCGAGUCGGACGACGAUCAAGACAAGCGGACGACCAACUCGAAGGCCGAUUCAACAGCCGGCUGGAAACUUCGUCGCACGCAUCGUCUUAAGAGGUCGAUGACGGCCCAUCUAGGCACCUUGCAUGCCUUGCUACAGUCGACUUACUUCUCUACUUGGCCUCUCAAAAUACGAUUCUUCUCCGCAGAGGUUCAAAGGACGUGGCGAACCUGGUGUGACCGCGCAGAUGGCUUCCUCCCGGAGCACAUCGCGGUUAUAUCAGAUGGGACCAUCCAGGAUGGCUCGGAUGAGCAUAGGGUCGGCAGUAUUGACCGCAUCCAGGUCGACUAUGGUCCCAUACAAGAGUAUGCCGAAAAAGCGGCGUUUCUCCUUGAUGAUCCAGAAGACCUUCACUGCCAGGUAUGCCGAGCACGGCUCACCCCGAAGGAUGAAUUGGUGGUUGUCUGCCCAGAGACAAAGUGUAACUGUAUCAGUCAUCUAUUAUGUCUAUCAACUAAAUUCCUAGAUUCUACCAAGGAUCUGGAUCGACUUGUCCCACUGUCUGGAGCUUGUCCUAGCUGCUAUCGUACCGUUCCGUGGUCACUGAUGAUGCAAGAGGUGUCUCUCCGGAGAAACGGAGGGAAAGAGUGGCAGGCCACCAUUCAAAAGAAAAAGAGGCGCAAGCAGGGAACUGACACUGUGCCCAGAGCGAGGGGCCUCAAGGACAUGGAAAAUGUUAACGACGAACUAUCGAGAGGUUUUGGGCUUGCAUAUCCCCCAAGGAGAGGAGCAAAUGAUGACUCAGGUGAUAAUUUCCAGGACGACUCUUCUCUCGAUGAGAAUUGGACCGAAUCACCACAACUUGAAACGGAUUCCGAGCGAGAUGUUCUAUCGCAAUCCCAGCCAACAGUACCCACAAGGGUCGAGAUUGUCAUUGACGAUAGUGACGAUGACGGGGAUAUUCUGUGA
Aspergillus tanneri is the source of this 1215-nucleotide messenger RNA. It is a transcript of the gene SLX1, whose product is annotated as structure-specific endonuclease subunit SLX1. Gene Ontology annotation, biological process: double-strand break repair via homologous recombination. NCBI's taxonomy places the organism in Eukaryota, Fungi, Ascomycota, Eurotiomycetes, Eurotiales, Aspergillaceae. The transcript has 2 exons. Gene Ontology annotation, cellular component: Slx1-Slx4 complex. The record is from RefSeq and is a predicted model, not a curated record. Gene Ontology annotation, molecular function: 5'-flap endonuclease activity; crossover junction DNA endonuclease activity. Bases 1 to 1215 code for a protein of 404 amino acids.